AUGAGCAAGUUGAUUGAAGAAAACGAGGAGAAUGAAGAACUGAGUGAAGUUAAGGAGAAAAACAUCCACACUAGAGAGAAACUUUUUUCACAGCCAAUACAUUUAAAAGUUCAUCAGAAAAUACAUACUGGUGUGAGAGAGUACAUGUGCUUUGAGUGUGAAAAGACUUUUAAUACAGCUGAACAUUUGAAACGGCAUGAGAGGAUCCACACUGGAGAGAAACCUUACAAGUGUUCACACUGCGACAAGAGAUUCAGUCGGUCAAUACAUCUGAAAACACACGAGAGGAUCCACAUUGGAGAAAAACCCUACGCAUGUGAUCAGUGUGGGAAGAGUUUUGCACAAAAAGGACAACUUACAGAGCAUAUGAGAGUUCAUACUGGAGAGAAAUCAUUCACUUGUGAUCAGUGCGGGAAGAGUUUCACAAAAUCCUUAAACCUUAUGAUACACAUGAACAUUCACACUGGAGAGAAACCAUACAAGUGUUCACACUGUGACAAGAGAUUCAGUCAUUCAGCAAAUCUGAAAAGACAUGAGAGGAUCCACACUGGAGAGAAACCUUACAAGUGUUCACACUGCGACAAGAGAUUCAGUCGGUCAAUACAUCUGAAAACACACGAGAGGAUCCACAUUGGAGAAAAACCAUACGCAUGUGAUCAGUGUGGGAAGAGUUUUGCACAAAAAGGACAACUUACAGAGCAUAUGAGAGUUCAUACUGGAGAGAAAUCAUUCACUUGUGAUCAGUGCGGGAAGAGUUUCACAAAAUCCUUAAACCUUAUGAUACACAUGAACAUUCACACUGGAGAGAAACCAUACAAGUGUUCACACUGUGACAAGAGAUUCAGUCAUUCAGCAAAUCUGAAAAGACAUGAGAGGAUCCACACUGGAGAGAAACCAUACAAGUGUUCACACUGUGACAAGAGAUUCAGUCAUUCAGCAAAUCUGAAAAGACACGAGAGGGUCCACACUGGAGAGAAACCGUAUCACUGCACUGCAUGUGGGAAGUGUUUCAGUCAAUCGUCUUCUUUACACAGAACAGGGAUGAUGCUAGCAGAUUUUAAGCAGGGUGAGAUGAUGGCUGAUGUCAGUGAGAGGAUGAAGAUCUUGGUGAAUACUCUGUCUUACAGUUACAACCGGCCCUUUGAAGGCAGCCAUAACGUUGAAGUGGCCCUCAGUGACAAUGAGUUUGGCACCCCUGAUAUAGAGUCAGCAGAAAUCUGA
Messenger RNA from Sinocyclocheilus grahami, 1221 nucleotides. RefSeq names its product zinc finger protein 501-like. Lineage: Eukaryota; Metazoa; Chordata; Actinopteri; Cypriniformes; Cyprinidae. The coding region runs from base 1 to 1221 and encodes 406 amino acids. Gene Ontology annotation, cellular component: nucleus. The transcript has 6 exons. The record is from RefSeq and is a predicted model, not a curated record. Gene Ontology annotation, molecular function: DNA-binding transcription factor activity, RNA polymerase II-specific. Gene Ontology annotation, biological process: regulation of transcription by RNA polymerase II.